CUGUUAUGUCUUAUUAGGUCUUAGGUUCAUAUUAUAUACUUGGGUGUCAUACUUGCUUUGUCCUGCCCUCUUUAACAUCAUUGGAUACAGCAAAAACAUGUCUGGUAAGUAUUUUCUAUCAUUUCUCUGCCUUGUUGGGUUUCAUCUCUAUUAAGCUUCACUUUGUCUCCACGACUGGACAAUGGGUCAAAUCUUUGAGCACAAAAGCCUUAGAAAGACAGGUAUAAUAAAGGGACAGGGAUUUGUUUUGCUUUUGAUGUGUUUUUUCCCCGUGUACUAGGUCAGACGGUGUGUGUGAGACAGUUAGAGAGUUGGUGGACAAUGGUGGAGAACAAUGCCAGUGACAGGCACAAUAUAAAAGAGGCCAGAGCAUUCUCAAGCUAUACUGUAUGUCUCGGUAUGAUAGGAGUGUGUGUGAGGGUGUGUGUGUCACUGUGCGAAUGCUGGGCUUGGACUGUUUUCCUACCUAACACGGUGAGAUGAGUUUGGAUUCCAUUGAAUUUUUGUGAUUUCUGUAUUAUUCUGAGCUCAUUUUCAGCCUGCGGAUUAGGAUAGCUGCUAGAAACUGUUGGUUUGAUCAUGAAAAGUUGUCUCUUUUACUUUUUAGAAUCUAACUUUUGUGUUUCAAAGUACAUAAAACCUCUUGAUAACUUUAUAUAAAAUUGUAUUUUUCUAAAGGUUUUGACUGUAAGGUCUAUUUCUUAGCAUUGUACUGUAGAUGCCAAGAGCAAGAACACACUAUAUUUGUUAAAUAUUAAAUUGAAUUUGACUUUUAUUUGGUUUAUUUGAAGCCUGUUUGUUUUCCAAAGCAAAGAUUGUCCUUUAAAACUUUUCUAAGAUAACUGUUACUGUGUCUUACAGCGAAGACAACACUGUAAAUGUGUGUAGAGACUUUAACGUGUACAACUUCAGACAAUUAAACACUUUUUUCCAUCAUCCAUUUUGCCUUUUAGCUGCUACAAUGAACCUGAAUCCGUCUCAUCACCUCUCGCUGCUCCUUUUACUUGUAAUAAACCUCAAAGGUGCGUAUGGGAGCAGGAUCAUUGGUGGAGAUGUGGUGUCCCCCUACACCAUCAAGUACCAGGCCUCCCUGCGCUUCUUUAGUAGUCACUUCUGUGGAGGCAUCCUCGUCCACCCUCAGUGGGUGAUGUCUGCUGCCCACUGCUGGCGGCCGACGUACUUCAUCCAAGUUUACCUGGGAGACCAUGAUAUCACAAAGUGGGAAGGAUACGAGCAGGUUUUCAAUGUCAUAUUCAUCAUCAGACAUGGACAGUACAACUACUUGACCUUUGACAAUGACAUCAUGCUGCUUAAGUUGCACAAACCAGCAGAAAUCAAUUCCUGGGUGGAUACUGUCACGUUGCCAGAUUUGAACCUAGUCCCGCUGGAUCAAGACACUGUAUGCACAGUCAGCGGCUGGGGCGUGAUCUCCCUCAACUACUAUCAGCUCUCUCCCGUACUGAGAGCUGUGGAUGUGAACAUCUUCCCCAACUGCUGGUACUUCUACUACUUCAGGAUCACACAGAACAUGAUCUGCGCUGGCUCCCAGAAUGGUGGCAAAGAUUCCUGCCAGGGAGACUCAGGAGGACCUCUUAUAUGUAACGGCAAACUUGAGGGUAUUGUGUCCUGGGGUAUCGGCUGUGCCUAUGCUUAUUACCCUGGGGUCUACACCAAAGUGCAAAACUACCUCAGUUGGAUAAAUUUCAUCAUCCAGAAUCGCUGAAAACACUUUUAAUACAAGCUCCUCAAAGACUCAUUUGCAAGACGAUAUAAAUCAACAUAAUGGACUCAAUUGAGUCCAAACGGAUAUGUUUGUUAUUGUCUUUAUUGUGUAACUUCCUGUAUAAUACUGUACAUCCUAUAAGUCUGAACAGAUUAAAAAUAUAACAAAUUAAAAUUUUCACAAUCGGUGAUUUUGCCCUGGCAGGCAGAGAGCAGUCUCUGAUCGUAGCCUAUUGUUACAAAUGUAACAAUCACAACUUUAAACUUAGUCAAAUGGAAUGAAAGAAAAGAGAAAAAUGCAGCCGUAUUCAAAAAGGAGAGGGUAGAAAGUCAGACAAAAAACUUUAUUUAAAUAAACUUCUGACUAAGUCCUGAAGCUCUGACUUGAAUGAAAAACAAACAAAAAAAAAAUCUGGAUUAGAUUGAACUAUUUGGAUCCCACAGGGGGAAUUCUUGAGAGUUUUGAGAACAAAGAAUGCAGAAAUUGAUGAAUCAGACUAAAUGUUUUGAAACGUGGCAGUCGCCUGGUAAUGUUGCCAAAGAUUGGUUUUGUAGGAGAGAGAGUGAGAGUGGCCUGAGUUGAACCUUAAAAAAAAAAA
Messenger RNA from Cynoglossus semilaevis (tongue sole), 2321 nucleotides. RefSeq names its product trypsin-3. The transcript is spliced from 5 exons. Gene Ontology annotation, molecular function: serine-type endopeptidase activity. The record is from RefSeq and is a predicted model, not a curated record. Gene Ontology annotation, biological process: proteolysis. Lineage: Eukaryota; Metazoa; Chordata; Actinopteri; Pleuronectiformes; Cynoglossidae. The coding region runs from base 962 to 1723 and encodes 253 amino acids.